Molecule: messenger RNA, 3891 nt
Organism: Ahaetulla prasina
Lineage: Eukaryota; Metazoa; Chordata; Lepidosauria; Squamata; Colubridae
Gene: HACD1
Product: 3-hydroxyacyl-CoA dehydratase 1
Exons: 8
Coding region: 302-889 (195 amino acids)
Biological process (GO): very long-chain fatty acid biosynthetic process; fatty acid elongation; sphingolipid biosynthetic process
Cellular component (GO): endoplasmic reticulum membrane
Molecular function (GO): 3-hydroxyacyl-CoA dehydratase activity
Source: RefSeq, a predicted model, not a curated record
GAUCCACAGCUGUCCACAACAAAAUAGAUGAUAACCAUCUCAAUUUGGGAAAUGCAUGAGUUCUGCAUAAGGAACCAGACUUCUGCAUAGAAGAUACCAGUUGAGAUUCUGGGCAGAAGGUUUGACAGAGAACAUGAGAUCAAGAGUGUGGAUUGCAUGAAUUUAUUCAUCAAAUUCUGGACAUUGCUAGGACAAUUACUUUCUGGAGGCACUUUCAAUUCUGUGUUUACAGUUCAUCAAAGACCAAGAAUGAUUCCAAUAAGAUUAUUUGCUGAAACUGUGGCUUGUACUGGCUAUUGCCAUGGCCCGGUUUUAUAUGGACAAAGGAACAUACAAAGGCUUAUAUAAAAGCAUUCAAAAGACACUUAAAUUUUUCCAGACUUUUGCUUUGCUUGAGAUAAUCCACUGUGCGGUUGGAGUAGUGCACACUUCUGUGCUUGUGACGGGGGUCCAAGUGAGUUCCAGAAUCUUCAUGGUGUGGUUUGUUACACAUAGUAUAAAACAGAUCCAGAAUGAGGAGAGUGUAAUUCUUUUUCUGGUUGUUUGGACUGUGACUGAGAUUACUCGAUAUUCCUUCUACACAUUCAAUAUGCUCAACCAUUUGCCAUACUUCAUAAAAUGGGCCAGGUACAAUUUUUUCAUCAUCCUCUAUCCAGUAGGAGUUGUUGGUGAGCUUCUAACAAUAUAUGCAGCAUUACCCUAUGUGAAGAGAUCAGGCAUGUUUUCAGUGAGACUUCCCAACAAAUAUAAUGUGUCUUUUGACUACUACUAUUUUCUGCUCAUCAUCAUGGCCUCUUAUAUACCAUUGUUUCCACAACUGUACUUUCACAUGCUACGUCAAAGAAGGAAAGUGCUUCAUGGAGAAGUGAUUGUAGAAAAGGACGAUUAAAACAAACUUUGUAAUCAUGGUGCUUUUUCAGAGUAACAAUCAAAUCCUUCAUGUUACCAAGUUUGAUCUGGAAAUUAUGGGACAAAAUAAAAUCAACACAGAUCAUGAUAUUUUGUAACAUACAUGCUCCCAAGGGCUUAUAUGAAAUUUCAGUCUUAUUUUUCAAGCUGUUUAAUAUGCUUUUGGUCACAGAUUUCAGCAGCAGUUUAGUAAGAUUGGAAUUUGUUAUUCAAAAACUCCCAUUCAUCAAUUUAAAUCAUACUUGAUUAUUGAAUUGAGAUUAUUGCACUAGCCUAUUUGGCUAAACUUUACUUAAGAAAUACAAGUCCUGAUUGUGCUCGUGAAAUAUUUUUACCUGUCCUUGAAGGUAAAGGCAGCUUUGAGUCAAUUAGUAGUGACAACCUGGGACAAAACUAUGUAAUUUUCAUGGCAAUGAAAACAUGCCAUGAAACUAUGGACACAGCUUACCACUGCCUUUUUUAGGAUGUUUUUGUCUUCCAAGGCUGGGUUACAAUUUUGCUGUUUUCCUUGGUGAUUAUACAUCCACAUGCUAACCAGGCAGAAGCUUGGUUAGCUUUAGAACCUGGCCAGAUGAUGCCACCUACUGAGCAGCAUUUGAAAAUAGCUGGAAGAGGAUUGUGACAGCCUCUUUCUAUAAGAUGAUGCUUAAGAAGGCCCCUGAGUAAUGAAAAAAGUUUUCUUUGUUAACAACAUUGCAUUCAUAAAUUUUCAUUUCAUGCUUAGAGUUUUUAACCAAUCUUAAACUUAACAUUCAUUAGAGUUGUUUGCAUUGAAUACGAAUAUUUUUUUAAUUUUUAAAAUUAAAUUUUUAAAAGCAUCACCCUGAAAUAAUUACAACAAUGUAAAUGAUUGAUAGAAAUUAGAAAUAGAAGAGAAAAUAAAUAGAAAUAGAAAUAAAUAAUAGAAAUUAGUUUUAAAUAUAGAGUAAUUCAUAACUGGAAACAGCUAACAAGCAGAUAAAUGUAAUAUUUCUGCAAAUUUAAACCUGCUAAACUCCAGAAUAAUUUUUAAAAGGAAUAUUUAAGUAUAAAAUUAUUUUUAAAUAACUGUCAAAAAAGCCUUUUUGUAUCAAAAAAAAUUGUAUACAAAAAUGUAUGAAAAUAUUAUCACCCACUAGUUGUAUAAUGAAAAACAAUGUAAACACAGUUAAUUUUUGAUAUAGCGUGGUGAUGUUAUUGGUUCUUAAUUAUUUUAACCCUUCUGGUUAAACAGCUGACCAGAGGUUAAAGUUGCAGGGCAGGAUUCAAAGAAGCAAACAAAGCCUGGGUAAACCGUUUGUUUCAAUUCCAGAAAAGUAACCUUGGAGCCCAUGGGAGUAUAACUGACAGUUCUCUGCAACUCUUUUAAAGCAGCUAUAUCUUUCCCAAGAUCUUAUUGCAGAUAAGACCACAUCUAGUCCCAUGCUAGGACCAGAUGUUCAUUUUAAAGAAUUGCAAGCAAGUUCCUAUUUCCAUAUGUCUCAUAAUUUACUUUUCAGAGUUAUUUCCAAAAUGAAACACUGCCCUAACAAUUAGUUCAGGUAUUCAUGGAGUUUUAGGAUUUAUAUUUUGUAAGGGAGAAACUUUAUUUGAUCAAAUAGAUUAAAAAUCUCUGGAUGGGAAAUAAAAAUCUAAAUUUUCCUCCAGAGUAAUGCAAUGUACAUAGGCUAUCAAAUUCUUUAAAUUCUUGUCAUUAGAGUUCGAAUAAAAUAAUAAGUUUGAAAAAUAAGUAAUGCUUAUAAUUUUAGAUCAAUCUGAAAUCUGAGUCCAGAGACAUUCAAAGCCGAAGUAAGCAAUUUUUUGGCAGCCAAAAGUUGCACUUCUAAAAUGUAUUUUUCCAGUAGUGAACAAUUAUAAAGAGUGGAUUGUAAGACAAUGGCAAGAGAAAGUGUAGCUGUUAAUAUUUUGCCUAUUCAUUGUUGUAGGGAUGGGUGCUAAGAAUUCCUAAUCAGAACCCAUUGGUGAAAUGCAAAAUUGUUUGCUACUGGUUUUGUGGGCAUAGCUUAAUGGGCAUGGCUUGGUGGGGGGGGGGGUCAUGUGACAGGUGGCAGUGGCCAACUUUUUUUUUUUUACAUUUUAAAGCAUUUUUACUACCUAUUCGCCUGAACCGGUAGUAAAAAAAAUCCUUUAAAAAAAGUUUUAAAAAAAGUUUCCGACGAUCACAGCUGUGCCAUGCGAUCGUCGGAACCUUUUUUUUUAUUUUUAAAACAUUUUUUAACUACCGGUUUGCCCAAACCGGAGCGAGCCAGUAGUAUUUCACUCCUGUCAGAACCAUAACCUUUCUAUUUUAGGAACAAAUCAUUGCUUUUCAGGAUGCAUUUGGACCUCAGAAGUAUGAUCUGAACUCUAUGGGAUAUAAAAAAGGGGGAGGUGACAUUUCCAUUUGGGGCUCAUGGGAUUAGGGACCUUUGCUACACCGCAUUUGGGCUGUAGAACCUAUAGGGGCAGCUACUGGCUAAAUCUAAGUGAUGGUCUUAAUUCUUUGGGUCAAAUCCUUAUGUGAUUUUAAGGAAAAGUGCAUUAAAACUACAUUUAAAAAAAACUUGUUUCCACUGUUCAGAUACUGUAUUUAAUUGAAAUUUGUUUCUACAAUAACAUGAUGAAAGGUGCUCUGUUUAUCUCAUGUUGUAGAAAGCUUUAAGAUAAAGUACCACGAAAAGCCUUCAGUUAUACCUGUAUGUAAAGAUUUCAAAAGGAAUCAAUUGUAUCUUUGCAAUAACUACUUCUGUCUUCUUUUAACCAUUUCAUCUGUCACACAAAAUAUCCUGGCAGCUGUUUGAAACAAGUUUCUGAAUUAGUACAGAGAAGAGCAAUAUAAAAAAAAAGGUUGUUAAUGAGUGAUGUCUUUAUUUUCUUCAAUGUUUUAAAACUAAUUACUUAUAUCUUCUUCAUUCUGUUAAUUUUUCUGGUCUAACUUGGAAUUGCUCCAGGUGUUUUUUGGAUAUAAAUAUUUGGUUCUAAUAUAUGCUGUCAUUAAACUGGAGAUGUCAUUCACUAAACAAA